AUGGAGGCACUACUUGUUAAUAAUAGGCUAUCGUUGAACGAUAUUCGAUUUCUCAGUGAUUUUGUCGGCCGACCCCGGGGGUUUAUUCGACCCAUUCUCCAGUCUCCCGCACAGCUCAAUAGAGGAAGAAGAGUGGGCAGCAAGUACCACGAGCCCUCUGUCACACACAUCUAUCUAGCAGCAAGUGUAGUUCACUAGUUCCACCGAAUGCUCCCAUCUCUCGACAAAGAUCGGAGUGUGCAAUUAUGCUUCAGAUGCUUCGCCAGAAUAGAUCAACCCAGUUCCCGUUCUUUUCCGGUGCACUCGCUUUAUAUCUCCGACACACAAGGAAGGACGCGGUGGGAAGAAAGCAGCCCUAGCCUCUGUCCGGCCGAUCAUUCCGCUGGCAUCUUGCAUUCACGCCUCCGUUUGACUAUCGCUUGGGGAUGUAGUUGUAGAUACGUUAGUCUUAGUGGGUCGUUGGCUCCACCUGUUAUCUCCUUCUACGACAUGCUGUUGUCGUCGCCAUAUUCCAUAUGUAACUUAGUCAUCUACGGGUCAACACCUCCGAAAGAAUCUUUUAUACCAUUCCCGUGGAUGCCAUGUUAUCCGAAGUCCCAACAUCAAUGAUCAUCUUUAGCAAGGUACUUUUAAAAUGCAAAUAUUUUGACUCCUUCGAUUUUCAUUUUUCUCUUUCUAUUUUGUAUUGAUUUUUUUUUAACAUGGCAUUCCAUUUAUUAAUUUUCUUUAAAUGUAGCUAUAAAUUAAUAUUAAAUAGUUUCUAUUGUGAAUAAAAUUUAUGUUAAAAAAUUUUGCAGUUAGAAAUCAAAAGAGUUACUUUCUAUAAGUAUGACGACUAAAAUAAACCUUUUAAAAAUAUAUGGACUAAAACAAACCAAAUCUUAUUCAUAAAACCAAUAUUCAAAAUUAAGCUAAAAGUACAAAACCCUCGUGAAAGGAUUAAUUUCAGUCUCAUCUAGUAAUAAGAUUACUUACUAGUAACAAAAAAUCUUUUAAAAAUGUUUGACUUAAGAGUAUGAGUUUGAGAGAAAUAAACUCCACUUAUUGUUUGACUAAUUGACUUAAAAGAAUUCUUAGACCCACAAUUAAAAAGAAUCAAUUUCACAAUUUAUCCACGCUAAAUCCAUUGGUAGAAUUAAUUUCACCAUUAAAGAUCAAAAUUGAUCCAAUUGAGCAAGAAAAAAACAUUGAAAUUAGAUACUAUUAAAAUAUUAUAAUCGAAAUAAAAGAGAUGAAACAAAGCGUGCAAAGUGGCAAUAAUACAAGAAUGUGGAUCCAGAAAGGUGGUGCCUUUCUUUUGUGAAUGGGGGCACAGUAUCUCAAUCCCAAUAUGUGGACUUUCUCUCCCCCACUAAAUUUUAUACCAAAACAUUAACUAUAUUCAACUACCACACAAAUUCAAAUUCCGUCCACUUGUAUUUAUAAAUUUAAUUCAUUUUAGUUUUUACGCUCUUAAAAAUUAUCCAUUCAUAAAAAGUACUAGAACUAAAAUGAGUUCAUCAUGAUAAAAUGAAGUAAUAGUAUUAAAAAAGAAAAAGAAAAGGAAAAAAAGGGGUGUGGGCCUGCCCUUCACCCUUAUCUCAUCCAUAGCCCACUCUUAUGCCUUUUCCUCACCAAUAAUUCAAUCAUGCACUUCUGUUCUCUCACUUUUCUUCUUUUGGAGGUUGGGAUUUUGUAUUCAUGUGAAAAUAUUGUCAUACAACGCAAAAGCACACUAUAACUCUACAUACAUUGGAAUUUUGUUCAUUCUUGCCAAUACCGGAGAGCUUUCUUUUUAUAAACAGAUGCAUACAGUGAUUUUUGAAAGACCAUAUCUAAAAGUACUUCAGUUACACAUUUCAAUUAUAUGUUUUUUUUCCCCUUACACGAGACCUGUAGUUGUAUUUACAAAUAACUCGUACUCAACAGGCCCAUUUAAAUUGAACAUAGAUGAUAUAAACAAUGGUGGGAGAAA
Benincasa hispida (wax gourd) is the source of this 1954-nucleotide messenger RNA. Lineage: Eukaryota; Viridiplantae; Streptophyta; Magnoliopsida; Cucurbitales; Cucurbitaceae. The record is from RefSeq and is a predicted model, not a curated record.